AUGUAUUUUAUCUAUAUCUAUCUAUCUUUUUUUUUUUUAUCUAUCUAUCUUUCUAUCUAUUCAUCUAUCUAUCUAUCUAUCUAUCUAUCUAUCUAUCUUUUAAGUAUGUCUAUCUAUCUAUCUAUCUAUCUAAACAUUUUUAAAUUUCUAUCUUAUCUAUCUAUCUAUCUAUCUAUCUAUCGUUUAUAUCUUUUUAUUCAUAUCUAUCUAUCAUUUUUAAUUCUAUCUAUCUAUCUAUCUUUUUAUCUAUCUUUCUAUCAUCUUUAUGUCAUUUUUAUCUAUCUAUCUAAACAUUUUUUUAAUUAUCUAUCUAUCUAUCUAUUAUAUCUAUCUUCUAUCUAUCAUCUAUCUUUUUAUUCAUAUAUCUAUCUAAACAUUCCUUCUAUCUAUCUAUCUAUCUAUCUAUCUAUCUAUCUUUUAUGUUUUUUUAUUCAUAUCUAUCUAUCUAAAACAUUUUUUAAUUCUAUCUAUCUAUCUAUCUAUCUAUCUUCUAUCUUUUUAUUCAUAUCUAUCUAUCUUUCAUUUUUAAUGUAUCUAUCUAUCAUAUCUAUCUAUCUUUUAUGUUUUUUAUUCAUAUCUAUCUAUCUAAACAUUUUUAAUUUCCUAUCUAUCUAUCUAUCUAUCUAUCUAUCUAUCUAUCUUUCUAUCUAUCUAUCUAUAAACAUUUUUUCAAUUCUAUCUAUCUAUCUAUCUAUCUAUCUAUCAUUUUAUCUAUGCAUAUCUAAUCUAUAUUCUUUUAUUCAUAUCUAUCUAUCUAAUCUAUCUAUUUAUCUAUCUAUCUAUCUAUCUCUAUCUAUCUAUCUUUGUAACAUCUUUCUAUCUAUCUAUCUAUCUAUCUUAAACUUUUUUAUCUAUCUAUUUUAUUCAUAUCUAUCUAUCUAUCUAUUUCUAAAAUUCCUAUCAUCUAUCUAUCUAUCUAUCUAUCUAUUUUUUGUAAGUAUGUUUUUUUUAUUCAUAUCUAUCUAUCUAAACCUUUUUAAUUCUUAUCUAUCUAUCUAUCUAUCUAUCUAUCUAUCUAUCUAUCUUUCUAAGUAUGUUUUUUAUUCAUAUCUAUCUAUCUAA
Messenger RNA from Acanthosepion pharaonis, 1062 nucleotides. Lineage: Eukaryota; Metazoa; Mollusca; Cephalopoda; Sepiida; Sepiidae. The record is from the annotation of a GenBank genome assembly.